AUGUCAAAGAAAGCAAUUCUUACAUUAGAAGACGGUGAAAUUGUCAAACAAUAUUUGAAAGAGCAUGAAAAUUCUUAUGAAUGUCUUGCGUCAAUUAGAAAAUUAACUCAGAGCACAUACGCAAGAUUUACAGACAGACACAUUUAUUAUUACUGGAAAAACCAUCUCAAUCCGCGUUUAUGUCACGAUCCUUUAACGCAUGAUGAAAUAAAUUUUAUUGUUGAACAAGCUCAAAAACAACAAAGAUCAAAAGUUAUUGAUUGGAAAUUCAUAAUCCGUGAUUUAGAAAAGAAAUUUGGCAAACUACAUUCUAUAAAUAAAGUCAGAGACUUUUGGCAUUCAUGGAAUUUUGACCUAACUUUGUAUCAUGAUCAAGAAUGUCACGAUCCCUUAGGAGAUGAUGAAAAAAAAUUUAUUAUUAGACGGGUUCCAAAAUACCAAAAUUCGUAUAUGAUUUGGGAAUCUGUAAUCCGUGAUUUGAAAAAUAAAUUUGGUAAACUUCGUUCUGCAGAUAAAAUUAAAAUGGUUUGGUACUCGAAGCAAAAUAGAAUUCUCGAUAUGGAUUUAUGUCCCGAUUUUUUAGGAGAUGAAAAAAUAUUUAUUAUUCAAAAACAUCGAACAUCGAAUGGUACCAUUUGGAAAUAUGUACUUCGUGAUUUAGAAAAUAAAUUUAGUAAAUUUCACUCCCGGAAUAAUACUUAUUGCUUACAAAAUCGUGAAUUUAAACAACAUUACACCCCUGAAGAAAAAUGUUGUAAUAACUAUGAUGCAAUUGAACCAACUAAAUGUGAAAAAUACAAUGCUGAUUAUUAUGGUGUAUGUCCUAAUUGCAAAAAAAUAAAUACUGGAUAUGCAUGGUGUAAGAAAUGUGAUCCAGGUAAAUUUUUGAGGGAAGGAAAAUCAAGUGGAAACACUGAAAUAAACCAACUAAUUUAUCAAGCGCAAAUCAAGACACAAUCUUAUUACAGUAAUUUAGAAUGGAUAUCUUAUGAUAAAUUUCAAGAUAUUAAACUUGUUGCAGAAGGUGGGUUUGCUAAAAUAUAUUCUGCUAUUUGGCUAGAUGGUGAACCUAAACUUAAUAGAGAAAAAAAGAGGUCUCCUCCAAUUACUAUUGCUUUAAAAAGAAUUAAAGAUACAAAAUUUACGACAGAAGCUUUCGUUAAUGAGAUUAACAUACAUCACCAUUGUGUAUUAUACAAUGCGAAUUUAACGAAAUUUUAUGGAAUAACUAAAGAUCCCGCAACAAAUGAAUUUCUUAUGAUCUUAGAAUAUGCUCAUGAAGGAAAUUUAAGAAAUUACCUUGAAAACAACUUCAUAAAUUUAAAAUGGAAAGAUAAAUUAAAUAUCUUAAUAAGUAUUGCAAAUAAUCUUUUUAAUAUUCACAAAUUAAAAUAUAUACAUAGAGAUUUGCAUAGUGGGAACAUACUUCAAUUUUAUAUCGGUGGUUUUGGUACAAAAAUAACUGAUUUAGGACUUUCACAAUCAAUAACAAAUUCAAAAUCUUCUUGUUGUUCAAACGUUUUUGGGGUUCUUCCUUACAUAGCACCUGAAAUAUUAGAUGGUAAAUCUUAUACAUUAGAAAGCGAUAUUUAUAGUUUCGGAAUUAUAAUGACAGAAGUGUCAACCGGAAAAUCACCUUACAGAAAUGUACCGCAUGAUGGAAAUCUUGCAUUGAAAAUAUGCAAUGGUUUGAGACCAAGAGUAGCUAAAGGGACACCAAAAUGUUAUAUCGAUUUGGUAAACCAAUGUCUUGAUGUAAAUCCAGGAAAAAGGCCCUCUUCAAAAGUGUUACUUAAAACAAUUAGAAAUUGGAGAUUUCCUAACGAUAAUUAUUCCCGUCUCGAAAAAUCUUUUGAUGAACCAGAAAUUCUUAAAGAAUUUAUUGAUGCAGAUAACAUUAUGUUUAAAAAAUCCUUUCCUGAAAUACUAAAACAUUCUGAAGCAAUUUAUUCUGGUCGUUCUAUGUGUUUUCAUAAUCUUCCUGUACCAAGAAAUUCCGUUGAAGAUCCAGAAGUUCCAGAUUCACAUUUGGUUGAACUUCAUAUUUCCGGAAAAUCAAAUUUUAAUUAG
Molecule: messenger RNA, 2070 nt
Organism: Rhizophagus irregularis DAOM 181602=DAOM 197198
Lineage: Eukaryota; Fungi; Glomeromycota; Glomeromycetes; Glomerales; Glomeraceae
Source: RefSeq, a predicted model, not a curated record